AUGAACUUCCUAAAGAUUUUUCAGAGCGAAAAGAAAAGCAACAAUGAAUCUGUAAGUCAGCCAAAUUGUGAAGUGCCAAAAGAAAAUGACACGUCCUCCCCCCCUGUGGGGAAUGACGUCGGGCUGAAUUACAGCCACGGUGUUAACACGCAGGAGGGAUGCACCAACGUAUCACCUCCAUUUGAGAAUUGCGAAGGGGUCAUCAUGGGUACUCACGUGGAUGCUUCCAAUAGACAGACGAAUUUUGAAAACGGCGCAAAUGGUUUGGUGGCCCAGCCCUCAGACCCGGGGGUGCACCUUCCGCAUGGCGUAUCAGCAGCGGGUGAAACGGGGCCGAGCGCUUCGGGUAUUCACCCGGUGGGUGUGCACGGGGUGGGCAUCCCCCCGGUAGGUAUCCACUCAGUAGGCCACCCCCCGGUAGGUGUUCACUCUCCUGGGGUCCACUCAGUAGGCAUGCACUCCCCAGGCGUCCCCCCUGUCGACAUGCCCCCCCCCCAGUUCGGCGCCCAGAGCAGCUACGAACAGAAGGAAAGCUACGACUACCCGAAUGGGAGCCUCAACGCAGGGGUGCCCUACCCCGAUGGAGAGCUCUACGCACAUAUGAAGAAGAUGAAGGCGGACGCAUCCUACCCCUGCAGCACGUACGACGUGAGUGCCAGUGACACGUAUGGUGGUGGUAGCCAUGGGAGAUCCCACGACAACAGUAGCGGCAACAGCAGCAGAGCCCAUUCCAGCCAGUACGUAGGCAACCAAGGGAUGGUUCGCUCAGCAGGUUAUGUCCUCUCCGAAGAGAAAAGCAUCACGAACGUUGGCAAGCAGAAAUAUGGUGUUAAUUCAACUGGGGGUGCAGACCUCUUCCAGUCACCCACCGACCUGCAUGUAAAUAAAGCAGCGGUUGAGUUCUCAUCAUUUGAGAGCAAAACAGGUGGGGCGUACAUCGACCCUAAGAGUAACUACGCGGAGCAAGUGGAGCAUAGCAAUUCUUAUAACAGCCAUCAUAUUGUAGGGACCCCAUAUGCAGGCACUUCCUCAGUGGCCACUCAACCGUAUGGGUUUGACCAGCAUGUGAGUAGCAACAGCGCAACAAAUGGGACGGUGAGUACCCCAGGAGGGAUGAAUAAGCCUGUCGAUUAUGCCUUCCCCUCUGGGGGGAGUGGCCCCCCUGGCCAACUCACAGACCAUAACAUGUCAAGCAGCAUAGUUCACUCCUUUCAGCACCAACUGAAUGACUUAGCUUUUGCUCAGCACAAGCAGGUGGCUGGAAGGAAGAAGGGAGAGUUCGCUGGCAACCAGUCCUACAUGAAUUUGUACGGUGGGGUGGCGGCUACCACUGCGGUCAGUGGUUAUAGCUACGGGGAGGACCUGCUGGCCAGGCACCCCGGUGGGGUGAAGGGCGGCCCCACGCAGGUCGGCAGUCAGCAGGGCGGCAGUCAUCAGGUCGGCAGUCAGCAGGGCGGCAGUCAUCAGGUUGGCAGUCACCAGGUUGGCAGCCGACAUAUAAGCAUCCAACAGAUGAACCGUCAUCAGCAGGGCUGCCCCCCCAAUGGCGCUGAAUUUCACGGGAAGGGAUUCCCGCCGAGUGGGCAGCCCCGAAUGGGUAAGGCGGAUCCGAAGCGGAAGCAGCCGGGAGGGGAGCCCAGACGGGGGGUCAGCGGGGAUGAAGGACACAUCAGGGGCGUCGACUCCGUGGGGAAGAUGGUCCGAUGGAAAAAAAACGAAGAGGAGGCUCCACAGCAGGAGAAGAAGGAAGACGACAAGGGGAGCGAGUACUACUACGAGAAGACACUAGAUUUUUUGAGAAAGGAAUUCUGCAUCCAUCACAGUGAUAAUGUAAAUGGCUACCUAAACGACAGAGACAUGCUAGCCAAAACGCCUUUUUUUAAGCUCGUCAAUUUUGAAAAAAAGCUAGCUACUGAGCGAAAGCGAGUUUUAAAUUACUAUCACGAGGAUAGGAAGCAAAUUUAUUCUAGCACUAUAAAUAAAGACAAGCAAUUUUCUCACAUUUUUUUUAAUAAUGAAAAAUAUUAUGAUGCCAAGGAGAUCCUGGCGUAUCUGCUGCCCUACCAUACGUUUUACUUGGAUGACAUUUGUAUAGACUCCUCCGACGAAGACGAAGAGUUUUGUGAGAGCCUGGAGAAUGACGUUCGGGAAAUCGAUGCGGGUAUCUCCCAGAUAAAGGACUCCUUUCGUGCCUACACGAACCCCUCCAUGCUGUGGAGCUUCAACAAAAUAAUCGACCGAACGGAUGACCAGCACAACAAGAGGAAAAAAAUCGCCGACGGGUGAGGUGGCGAGCGGUUACACAGUAAUAUGAAGCACACCGCACUGUUUUCAAUGAGAUUUUUUUUUUUUUUUUUUUUUGGAAAACCUUUUUGUGCAUACCGUUGUUCUUUUAUUUGAACCUCUUUGUUGUUCUUUCUUUUGAACAGCUUUGUCUUUUUUUUUUGGAAUACCUUUGCCCUUUUUUUGAAUACCUUUGGCCUUUUUUUGGAAUACCUUUGUCUUUUUUUGAAUAUCUUUGCCCUUUUUUUGAAUAUCUUUGCCCUUUUUUUGAAUAUCUUUGCCCUUUUUUUGAAUAUCUUUGCCCUUUUUUUGAAUAUCUUUAUUUUUUUAUUUCUUCUUUUUUUUCUUCCUUUUUUGCGUGAUUUUGAACGAGAAGGGGGUUGGAAAGAAUGCGUUCCAACUUCUCCUUCCUUUUGUGAAGCUUUGCCUUUUUUGCGUCUGUUCACUUUACCAUUUGCCGCGCGCGCGGGCCGAAGUGGCAUCAUCUGCAGGUCCGUACUCCUGCGCCUGUACUGCCACUGCUACCACUGCUACUACUGCUCCUACUGCUACCACUGCUACUGCUGCUGUUUCCCCCUUUUUUUGUUGCAUGCCUGGUAUGUGCCAAGCAUGGCGUAUACCUACAUUCGUGAGAUGACACAUAAGUGAAGUUCCAUGUGCACACACACAUUCGUUGAUUUUGCGAAACAAAAGCGAGUUUCACACUUUGAA
Messenger RNA from Plasmodium vivax (malaria parasite P. vivax), 2994 nucleotides. RefSeq lists its product as hypothetical. NCBI's taxonomy places the organism in Eukaryota, Apicomplexa, Aconoidasida, Haemosporida, Plasmodiidae. The transcript is spliced from 2 exons. The record is from RefSeq and is a predicted model, not a curated record. The coding region runs from base 1 to 2286 and encodes 761 amino acids.